Cinclus cinclus is the source of this 1969-nucleotide messenger RNA. It is a transcript of the gene WARS1, whose product is annotated as tryptophanyl-tRNA synthetase 1. The transcript has 12 exons. The record is from RefSeq and is a predicted model, not a curated record. Gene Ontology annotation, biological process: tryptophanyl-tRNA aminoacylation. Gene Ontology annotation, molecular function: ATP binding; tryptophan-tRNA ligase activity. NCBI's taxonomy places the organism in Eukaryota, Metazoa, Chordata, Aves, Passeriformes, Cinclidae. Gene Ontology annotation, cellular component: cytoplasm. The coding region runs from base 157 to 1578 and encodes 473 amino acids.
GGGGUGAUGCAAUGGUGGUGACAGAGGAGCGGCGGGAGGAAGAACAGUGUUCAGGAAUUUCUCUUUGUUUCUGCUGUUUUGAAUCUCCAAGCCAAAGAGUUGGAAGAGGAUAAAUUCAGUUGAGUUGUGCCUUGGAUCUUUGUGCAGUCUGGCAAAAUGGCCGGCAGCCCGAACUGUGAUUUGAAGUCUCUGAGUCCACUUCAGCUGUUUGAAAGAGUGACUGAACAAGGAGAGAAAGUCAGAGCACUGAAAGCAGGAAAAGCACCAAAGGAUGAAAUUGAUGCAGCAGUGAGGAUGCUCUUGUCAUUAAAACUGUCAUAUAAAACAACAACAGGACAAGAUUAUCAGGCAGGCUUGCCUCCAAAAGAUCUUGUAUUAAUAAACAAUGGUACGACUAAAGAAGAGGAUGAGGAUUUAGUGGAUCCCUGGAAUGUGCAGACAUCAAAUGCUAAAGGCGUGGAUUAUGACAAGCUCAUAGUUCGGUUUGGCAGCAGUAAAAUUGACACAGAUCUGAUUAAUCGAAUAGAAAGAGCUAUUGGGCAAAAACCUCACCACUUUCUACGUAGAGGAAUCUUUUUUUCCCACAGAGAUAUGGACCAAGUACUUGAUGCUUAUGAAAAUAAGAAGCCCUUUUACCUUUAUACAGGCAGAGGCCCAUCCUCUCAGGCAAUGCACGUUGGUCAUCUUAUCCCAUUUAUGUUCACAAAGUGGCUGCAAGAAGUAUUUGAUGUUCCCUUGGUAAUACAGUUAACUGAUGAUGAGAAAUACCUUUGGAAAGACAUGACAAUUGAGAAGGCAUAUGAAUAUGCUAGAGAAAAUGCAAAAGACAUCAUUGCGUGUGGUUUUGACGUCAAUAAAACCUUUAUAUUUUCGGAUUUAGAUUAUUUAGGGACAAGUGCUGGAUUCUACAAAAACAUUGUCAAAGUUCAGAAGCAUGUCACAUUUAACCAAGUGAAAGGAAUCUUUGGCUUUACAGACAGUGAUUGCAUUGGUAAGAUCAGCUUUCCUGCUAUCCAAGCUGCUCCAUCCUUCAGUUCAUCAUUUCCACAGAUAUUCAAUGGCAAGGAGAAUAUUCAGUGUCUUAUCCCAUGUGCUAUUGACCAGGAUCCUUAUUUUAGAAUGACCCGUGACGUAGCACCAAGAAUUGGACAGCCUAAACCAGCCUUACUCCACUCAGUCUUCUUCCCAGCCCUACAAGGAGCACAGACCAAAAUGAGUGCUAGUGACCCAAACUCCUCCAUCUUUCUCACUGAUACACCCAAACAAAUCAAGACAAAGAUUAACAAGCACGCCUUCUCGGGAGGCAGGGACACCAUUGAAGAGCACAGGAAGUACGGAGGCAACUGUGACAUUGAUGUGUCUGUUAUGUACCUGACUUUCUUCCUGGAGGAUGAUGACAGGCUCGAGCAAUUGAAGCAGGCCUACAGCAGUGGGGAAUUGCUCACAGGGGAGCUGAAGAAGGUACUUAUUGAAACAAUGCAGCCCUUGGUAGCAGCUCAUCAAGAAAGAAGGAAGCAGGUCACAGAUGAAAUUGUGAAGCAGUUCAUGACUCCAAGGAAGCUGGCUUUUGAAUUUUGAAGAAAUGUACAUGUAACUUAGCACCUGAUAAUCCACAACCUAGUAAUUGUUGUCUUCUGUUGUAUGUCAUCACUCCCCAGUUAUAUACAGCCUAUAAUCGGUGUUUUAUAAAUAAUGAGUAAAUUAUCAUGAACAGCAAAGUACAGAAAGUUUUAAAAAGGACUUGUAUCUAUUUAAAAUCUAAGUAUGCAAGACAGAAUUGGUCAGUCUUGCAGAAAAGCAUGUAUGUCAGCCCAGCACUGUAUUUUAACGUAUUUCAUGUUGAAAAUAUAAAUAAAAUUUCCAUUUGAUGAUAAAGGCUAACUUGGAAAUUGUUUUAAAUAUGUUGAUACGAGGUCAUGUCUCAAAGCAAUAAAUAGUAGCUCCAUUUUCUUUUGUACUAUGUACAUUG